AUGGCUACAGUUACUCUUAGAUUACUUUACGGCUCACGAGUAAAUCUGUCGUUCCCUCAAGAGAAGCAGAAGGCCCUGGAGAACAGGCUGGACUACGUCAGGGCCCACAAGGCCGUGGACGCAGGCCAGAGGGACGCAGACGGGAAGACGGCGCUCAUGUGGGCCGCCGAGGCCGGGCACACCGCCGUCGCCCUGGAGCUGGUCGACGCAGAGGCGGGCCUGGUCUCGAACGACGGGUCCUUCGCGCUGAUCGCGGCGGCAAAGAGGGGGAACCUCGAGCUGAUCCAGGCCCUUUUCGAGAAGGAGGGGAGGCUGCGGGACGCCGGCAAGCUCUCCGCCCUCAACCACGCCUCCAGGGCGAAGCAGUUCGAGGCGGCCAAGGUCCUCCGGCUGAAGACCAUCGAGACGAUGGACGCGGCGAUGCUGGAGCAGCUCCGGCAGAGGGUCGCGGCCACCUACACCGAGAUGGCCAAGAAGUCGCAGCAGGCCGAGGUCAAGAGCCACAACAUGGCCAUCUUCCGCUCGUUCUUCGAGGCGUUCUACUCCCUCUCCUGCUCGGGGAUCGACCAGGGGGCGGAGAUCUCGGAGGAGCAACUGAACAAGUCCCUCGAGAAGUGCCUGGGCGAGAUCCGCAAGCUCCUCAACUCGAAGAAGUACACGAAGUGCGUGAAGUGCCGCGCCAACGCCCCCAACCUGGUCUGCAUGCCGUGCAAGCACUACGUCCUCUGCAAGGACUGCGGGAAGGACGUGGCCAGCGAGGUCUGUCCUGGUCUGCGAGAACCCCCUUGGCACACUAGUAGAUCCUCAAGGUAUCGCUAA
Messenger RNA from Giardia duodenalis, 819 nucleotides. Its product is annotated as Ankyrin repeat protein 2. The coding region runs from base 1 to 819 and encodes 272 amino acids. Gene Ontology annotation, molecular function: protein binding. Lineage: Eukaryota; Fornicata; Diplomonadida; Hexamitidae. The transcript has a single exon. The record is from RefSeq and is a predicted model, not a curated record.